GGAGGCAGGAGGCCGAGGCCAGUGAGGGGCCACACACGGUCCGGAUUCCUCUCCUCCCCAUGACCCCCGGCUCUGGACGGUGCCCCUCCAUUGCCCGGCACCCUGGUGGGAAUCCACCGACAUUUAUCCACACGGAGAAUGAGGCUGGGAUGUGACCCUCAACCACAGAUGAGCCACUAGUGCGACUGCCUAGGAAGUUUACAUCAUCUCAAGAUCUGGAACAUUUCAACUGGCUUCUGGGAUUCCGUGCUACCUGAUGUGUGGCUGAAGUAACUCAUUCCAGGCUGGGGAACGGGGAACAAGGGGUGCCCAGUGUCCCUUUCCUGCAGGGGAGUGGGCAGCAGGGCCAUGCUGGGGGCCGGGAGCUGGCCCUGAGCAGCCCCCAACAGAGCAUGCCGUGUGAGUCAGGGUCCAGCCAGGGGACAGAAUCCCGGAGCAGUGAUUCGAGCAGGGAACGUCUAACUCGUGGAAAUAUAAACUGUUGUGGGAUCGGGGUGCCCGAGGCAGAGCCUGUCUUCUAUCCUUGGGCUGAGACCCAGACCUUGCUGGGGGCACAGCCGUGGCACACCGGGCAGCCGGGAGCUCUCUGGGCAUUUGCUGGAAGUCUGCCUGCUCCGCUCGCGCUGGCCGCUGUCUGGGGCGCUUGUUGCUGGGGAAGCCGCACCCAGAGCCUGGGAGAGAAGCCUCUCCCCCUGCAGCGUCCCUCCAGCGCCCUCUGCUGACAGAACUGGACCUGCAGCCACUGCAGAGCCCCCAGGAAGGGCGGGAGUGGGGCUGAGGCAACAGGUGGAUCACUGGCGCUGUCGCCUCCCGCGCUGAGAGUAGCACUCCUUCCUCCUGACAAGUGAGGACACGCGGCCUGAUGGCCACCGAGUCCAUGGCUGCCUUGGUUCUUACUCACGGAUUCAGCCAAGCCCUGAGGUCACCCCUGUUCUCCUGGGAGUGAGAAGGAAUGGAAGGGACGGGGAGGGGGAGCCUGCGUCCUGCCAGGACCUGCCUCUGACAGCUCCCGGGCUGGGACUCGGUCUCAGCAUUGAUCUCAAAUGUUGUCCUAGCCUGAUGGCGUUGGAGGGUGAGAGGGGCUUCCGGCUCCGGGGUGGGCAGCUCUCACAUGUGAUGUGGGACUAGGAUGGGAGGAGUGGGGGUGGAGCUGCCGUGGGAGAGACACUGCAGCAGGGCAGUGAGGAGAGCCUGGUGAGCCGACCCUGGGCCCAUCGGAGACCAAGGAGGGGCCCCCAGCUCCUGGAGUUGCGGGGGGCAGGCACAGAGCCAGGAGGCCUGGCUGUCCUCACCUGGGCUCCCUCCCACCUAAGCUGUCGCUGCCCUGGCUGGCAGUGCAGCAGCUUCUGCCCCCACCCCAGUGCCCAUCACUGUGUUCACUGCCGGCCCCCCACCCAGUGAUGUCAGGAGAAGAAGUGUACUUUGUGUGUGUGUGUGUUUGUGGUUAAGUAUACAUGACAUAAAUUUACCAUUUUUAAGCGCAGGGCUCAGUGGCAUUAAGCACAUUCACACUGUCAUGUAACCGUCACCAGAAUGUUCUCAUCUUCCCAAACUGACACUCUGUGCCCAACAAACACUGACUCCCCAUCCCCCUCCCCAGCCCCUGGCACCCACCCUCCUUCUUUUUGUCUCUAUGACCUUGACUCUUCUAAGUCCCUCAUGGAAGUAGCAUCAUAUGUUUUCUUUUUGUGUCUGGCUUUUUUUCACUCAACAUAAUGUCCUCAAGGUUCAUCCACGUUGUAACAUGUGUCAGGAUUUCCUUCCUUCUUAAGGCUGAAUAAUGUUCCUUGUGUGGAUGGACUACGUUUUGUGUCUGCGUCCAUCCUGUCGGCGGACACCUGUACUGUUCCCACUUCUCGGCUGCUGUGGACAUUAGUGUACAAGUACCUGUCCCAGCCCUCCUUUCAGUCCUUUUGGGUAUGUACCCAGAAUCAGAAAAUCCUGGAUCACACGGAACCUCCAAGUUGAUUUCCUCGUGUGUCUUCUGAUGGCUGUACCAGAGGCUCCCUGCAGCGUUGGUCCGUGUCCUCAUGUUGGGUGGUGGAGUGGGUCUUUGUGGCGCUUUGUCGUCAUGCAUCAUUGAGACUAGGUCCUCUCCCCACAGCCGGAAAGGCCCAGACCCAGGGCCGCCGUCCACUUGGACACCACUGCCCACAAAGCCUGUCCAGGGCCUGGGACCCACACAGGCCCCUGCUCCGGCACGUUCGACAUCGCACCUGUUUUCAUCUGUGUUUGUGAGCUAAGGUCACCCCUGUGUCAGUAAUGCUCCAGGGUCAGCUGAUUGCAGAGGACUCUUCCAUCUGGGUCUGUGGCCAUCCCUGCCGUGUGUAAGCAUUGAUCUAAACAGAUCACCUCUGCCCUGAAGGACAGAGCGGGACAUCCUCACUCUGAUGCUGUGGGUGGUGCCGCUCCUGGUUUUGUCCUUUCCAGUCUCAUGGGAACCUGUUUUCUGGCCUCCCUAGAAUUAGUUCCUGAAAGAUGAGGCCAGCCCUGCCAGCUCUGCCGUGCCUGUGGGGCUCUUGAAGCCUCUCUCCCCUCCUUGGGCUGCAGCCGAUUUAGAGCGUGUGUCCUGUGGGCUAUUCAGACAAGUGCCCUCAUGGGUGUGGGAAGGGAGGGGAGACAGCCCAGUGCGGCCGGGAGUACGUGUGAACUGCCUCUGCAGAGCAGCUCCAGGCCUGAUGUUGGGCUGGGCCAUGACUGUCAUGGACCCCUCGUCUGCACCCCACCCCCAUGUCACCAGCCCACUGCCCUCCAUAUUGGGGCACCCAUCCCUCCAGACGUGGCAGCUCUCCCCGCAUCAUAUCCCAUUGCCAUGUCCCCCCAGGCACUGCCCAGCAUGAUCCCCCAGGCGCCCUUGGGUUUGACCUGCCUUCCAGGCUGCAUACCUGCCCACCCACAGGUGCCGCACCCUCCUGGGGUCACCCCUGGGGGGUCCCGGCCUCUGCACCGCACCCCCCACCAUGCCUGAGGUUGCCCAGCACUUGGAACCUCCAUAUUUUGCCGACACGAUGAAAGUCCCGAAUCGGGACCCGGAGUUCAUGGGAUGGGGGUGUCCUGGGUGGGCCUGACCUCAUCUGGGCGGCCCGCAGAGGGACCAGCCCCUCCUCAGGGAGUAAGCUGCUGCCCUUGGAGGGGCCCGUGGCCAGAGCUUGAGGGCGGCCUCCAGGAGGCGAGUGACCUCGGCGCACGGCAGGCGAGACCAGGGGCCCCAGUCACAUGGCUUCAAGGAACUGACCCCUGCAAUAGCGGAGACCCCGCCGACCAGCACCUGUGUCACCCCGGGGCUGAGCACCUGGCUGAGAUGAUGGGUGGGCAUUGCUUUAAGCUGCCGCAUUUGUGUAGAUGUUUGGCUGCAUAGAAGACCAGCAUACUCCCGUCAGGAUGGCGCUGUCAUGGCUGUCACGUCACCACCCUCUUUGUCAAAAUAUCAUUUAGACCCACAGGCUGAUGCUUUUACUGGCUCCACCUGGAGGGACUGCUGGGCCAGCUGUUUCCCUUUGGGGUGGCUUCCAUGGAGGCUGUCACUACUGGACACUUCACUGGACCCUGGCCUGUGCACCCGUCACUGCUGCCAAACACCCCCCAGCGGUGUGCAGAUCCCUCCCCUGACUGUGCCCAGACCCACCCCUCAAAUGAUGACAGACCCUUUCCAUGACUGUGCCCAGUUGGACUUGGAAGUGAGGAGUGAGGGGCUUCCUCUCGCUUGGAGCCUCCACGUGGUACCAUCAUGCCCACCAGCAGUUCGGCUAAACAGUGACUCUGAUGAAAGCAACCCAGCGCUUCAGGCUCCUAGCGAUUAGCAAACACCUCGCUUCUUGUCUACAAAUGGGCAGUUGGAGUAAGAGGACAGAGGCACUGCUCUUUCGCUUUGUUAUUUUCCCUAAGUUUUCCUUUCUGGAGUCUUCACAAGAAUGGGAACCAGAAGCCACGGCACCGGCCUGGUUCGGGCUCAGCCUCCCGUCCCCUGCGACUGCAGGGGUCAGGCGAGCGGGCAGGCUCAUCCUGGCCGCCAACAGGGACGAGUUCUACCACCGGCCUUCCAGGGCCGCGGACUUCUGGGGGAACAACAACGAGGUCCUCAGCGGGCUGGACAUGGAGGAAGGCAAGGAAGGCGGCACGUGGCUGGGCAUCAACACGCGGGGCAAGCUGGCGGCACUUACCAACUACCUGCAGCCACGGCUGGACCGGGACGCCCGGGGCCGAGGUGAACUCGUGGCCCAGUUUCUGACCUCAGACGUGGAUAGCUUGUCCUACCUGAAGAAGGUCUCCGCAGAGGGCCACCUGUACAACGGCUUCAACCUCAUAGCGGCCGACCUAAGCACAGAGAAGGGAGAUGUCAUUUGCUACUAUGGAAACCGGGGGGAGCGUGAGCCUGUUGUCCUGGCGCCAGCAGCAACUUAUGAGGUUCCAGUCUCUCCCCAUCCUCGCCAAGACUUGUCACUGUCUGACUUUUUGAUCGCAGCUGUUCUGGGGCUGUGGUGCUCCCAGCCUUGACCUUCUCAGGUGGACCCCCAUGUCGGGCUCCCCCAACUUAUGGACGGACCUUCCUCUGCUGUUGAUUCCGAUCACCCACCCCUGAGGCCUGGCGAGUUACUGGACGCAUGUAGAGAAGGGGCGGGUGGGUGGAGUUCCAGCCACAGCCCCCGACACCUCCGACGCUGGCCGAGCCAACU
Molecule: messenger RNA, 4673 nt
Organism: Balaenoptera musculus (blue whale)
Lineage: Eukaryota; Metazoa; Chordata; Mammalia; Artiodactyla; Balaenopteridae
Gene: TANGO2
Product: transport and golgi organization 2 homolog
Exons: 7
Coding region: 3763-4494 (243 amino acids)
Biological process (GO): protein secretion; Golgi organization
Cellular component (GO): Golgi apparatus
Source: RefSeq, a predicted model, not a curated record